UUGUCCACUGUAUAGCUGGGCACUUCCCGUUCCACGACAGCGGCCCCUAGCGUCGACGUCUCAUCACCACCACGACGGGGAUUAACUCCGAGGCGUGACAGUUUAGCUAAGAUAAUCUCACAACGCAUUAAACCGUGGAUGAAGUUGGGGUGAUGGUCGCAGAAAAUGUCUCCCUUAGCAAGCUUGUUUGGGUCAAUGAUUCUGGCAUUGUACAAUUUUGCCACGCAUUAUGGCCAAGGGAAUUACCACGACCACACCAGUACUGGAGAUAUGAGCCGUCUCUCGGACUUCGGCAGAAUCCUGAACGGCAAGUACAGCGAUAAGUGGAUAGUGACAACUGCAACCGCUACGCCCAACGACAACGUCAAGUUUCUAGCACAAAUACCUGGAUGGAAGGUCGUAGUCGUCGGCGACAGAAAGUCUCCGUCUGAGUGGUCACACAAGGACUGUGUAUACCUGGGCCCCAAGGACCAGACCCUCCUUGGGUUCAGCACGGCGCCACAUCUCCCGAAGGACAGCUACGCCAGGAAGAACAUCGGCUACCUGUACGCCAUCGCCCACGGCGCCAGGGUCAUUUACGAGACUGACGAGUACCACCGGCCAACCAGGAACCUCACAGAGUUUAUCCUUACACCAAACACGACAGGCUUGCUUUAUGACGGCAUCAAUUUGUUCAAUCCUUAUAAUCACUUUGGACAGCCAACGCUAUGGCCUCGCGGGUACCCCCUCAGCUCGGUCGGGGACAACGCCUCUCUUAGCUACAUCCUCGACGACUGGACGACUCCAUCUAUACAGCAGGGACUCGUUAACGGCAGUCCUGAUGUGGACGCAAUCGUUCAGCUCACACGCACAAGGAAACAUUUAGCUCCGAACAUAACGUUUGACGCCAUAGCACCACCUGCGUUUGUUCCGAGUGGCGUGUUCUCCACGCUCAAUUCCUAUAACACUCUGUUUACCUAUGAUGCUUUCUGGGCUCUUCUGCUACCCACGACCAUACCAAGCUUCGUCAGUGACAUCUGGCGGGGAUAUUGGGCACAGAGACUCCUUUGGGAGAUGGGAGGGGGCACUGGCUUCUUCCCCCCGAACUGUUUCCAGGAACACAAUAACGAAACGAACUUAGCCGAUGCGAACUUGGAGCACGAUAUGUAUUUUAAAUCAGAGACACUGCUCGAAUUUCUCAGAAAAUGGAACUGCAAUCCCCGUGACUCUUUCUUUGACUGUGUGAUAGCGCUGUCUGACGACAUGGCAAGACAAACGUUUUGGAGAAAAGCAGAUGCCGAAAUCAUUCGUCACUGGCUGCAAGAUCUAAAGACAAUGGGUUACAAAGAGCCAAAGCGGAUCCCAUAUUCCAAACGGAAGCAGCACACACGGAAAAGGCAUGGGAAGCGGCGGACAUCUUCCCUGACCAAUGUCCAGUUUGUGCCAGAAGUUCAAGUCCCAGCUGGCGUGGACAUCACCGCGUCCAGUGAGCUCCUGCAUCACCACUUGGCAAAGGUGAACAAACUAUGUCCAAGACUGGACAUCAGACCACCCCGGGGAAUCCAUACGACUUUCAAUGACAUUGUACUGGUUGUCAUCCUCAAGGAUCCAACCCAUUAUGACAAUAUCAGAACGUACGAAGCUCUGUACGGAUUCCAGUUCACACACAUCGUUUACUGUGGUGCUAAGUUUAAUAAGAUCUAUAAAACAUCGACGGAGAAGGUGACGAUCGUAGAAAUGGACGUGCACAAGGGAGCGUUUGCCCAAAAGUGUUUAAUCAAAACAAUGGAGAUGAACUACAGAGCUGGUGGGUAUCUGAUGGUGUCCGACGACACUCUCCUCCAUGUGUGGACGCUCGGCGUGCUGCCUCGGGACAAGAUCUGGUUCAUCCAGCCUGUGUCUAAAAAGACAAGCAGCCCUCGUGUCCGGUAUCAGUCCAGGACUAACUCAAAGUCAUUUAUGAAAGCCAUGAUAGACCUGGAACAGACAAACAAGACGAUGUACACCACAUUCAAGAGAAGACUCGGUGACAACCGCAACUACGCCAGUGACGACAUCUACCUGUCUCAAGUCUCCGACAUCGUCUACGUGCCACAGAGCUACAAGUCAGAGUUCCUGUUCUUUGCGCGUCUUCUUACAAGAUACGGUCUGCCGGCCGAGAUAACGAUCCCAACGGCCAUCGGUGGGAUUGAAGACCAACGGAGUGUUUAUUACCUAGAUGGUCACCAUGUGACCCGUGGUGAAGGCAGUGCUCUGCAACAACAGUUCCACAAGAACUUUAACUACAUUCAUCCAGUUCAAAUUGGUCAGGUCGUGAAAACAGUUGAAGGCGUCAGAUUCUUUUGUAAGACGUUCAUCCCGUUGGCUUUAGACAGUUAAUUUGUUUGCUGUGUAUAGCAAGGCACUUUCGUAGGGAGAAAACAGUUGAUAUGAAUUCAAAUACAAUGUACUGAAUGUACGGCUGAGGCGAUGGGUAUGACGUUCAUCUUAUUGGCCUUGGGGGUUAAGCGGUUGGACGUGUAUUUGGGGCGGACCAUUUCAUAUUCUGGUUUGGAGAGUAGAUAUUUUGUCAGAUACAGCUGCAAAAUCAGAAUUUUUUUUGUAAUUUUGCCUAAUUUUGUUAAAAAUGUAAAACACUUUGCAACAAUUAUUGAGGUAAUUUCUUUUGUACAACAGUCUGAAGCAUAAUUACAAUUUUAGAGCAUAUUCUUGGACAAUAUUCUUCUCUCUCCAUAGAAUAUAAAAUCAAAUGGUCGAUCCCAAAUAUGUGUUUUAAGAGGGAACAAAUAUAGUUGAUAUGAAAUUGGCUAUAAUUCUAAUACACAUGUACAUUACACAAUAGCAAUAUAUAACCACUUGUUCGCCUCUACGUCAUGUUUCACCAUUGUAUGCACCGUUAUGAAAUUACGGUGAUUAUGUGGUAUGCCUAAUAACGUGAUAUGUUGGAAUGUUUUGUCAUAUUUAACACAUCGUUUGUAUUUGACCUCAAGAUACAGCUGCGGCUGUCAACAGUGCGGAAGCAUAGCCAGAAAUUCUCGUUUCACUGUGUAAAUUGAGAGUAUGUCUGUUGUGAGGAGGACCGCCUCCGUG
This is a messenger RNA of Haliotis rufescens (red abalone), 3069 nucleotides long. RefSeq names its product probable glycosyltransferase STELLO1. Bases 166 to 2358 code for a protein of 730 amino acids. The record is from RefSeq and is a predicted model, not a curated record. NCBI's taxonomy places the organism in Eukaryota, Metazoa, Mollusca, Gastropoda, Lepetellida, Haliotidae. The transcript is spliced from 4 exons.